Molecule: messenger RNA, 1803 nt
Organism: Prunus armeniaca (apricot)
Lineage: Eukaryota; Viridiplantae; Streptophyta; Magnoliopsida; Rosales; Rosaceae
Source: the annotation of a GenBank genome assembly
AUGGCCGCUAUGGAUGAUGAGAAAUUGCCAAGUGAAAGCCGAGGGAAGCCGAUUCGAUGCAGAGCUGCUGUGAGUCGCAAACCAGGUGAGCCUCUAGUGAUUGAAGAGAUCAUGGUGGCACCCCCGAUGCCUCAUGAAGUCCGUAUUCGAAUUAUAUGUACCUCUCUGUGUCACACCGAUCUCUCCUUCUGGAAAAUGAAGGACUUCCCUGCAAUUUUCCCAAGAAUUCUUGGUCACGAAGCUAUUGGGGUUGUGGAGAGUGUUGGGGAGGAUGUCAAUGAGGUGACUGAGGGAGAUACCGUCAUCCCAACAUUCGUGUCAGAAUGUGGAGAGUGUGCAGAUUGUAAAUCGACAAGGAGCAACCUAUGUGCGAAAUUCCCCAGGCCCUCAAAUUUUAUGCCAAGAUACGGGACGAGCAGAUUCACGGACCUCAGUGGGGAGGUUUUAUACCAUUUCCUCUCCGUGUCUAGUUUUACUGAGUAUACAGUGGUAGACAUAGCCCAUAUCACAAAAAUUGACACUGCAAUACCCCCAAGCAGGGCCUGCCUCCUGAGCUGUGGAGUAUCGACCGGAGUUGGUGCUGCUUGGAGAACAGCAAAGGUGGAGAAGGGAUCAACCGUUGCUAUAUUUGGGCUGGGUUCAAUUGGAUUAGCUGUCGCGGAGGGAGCAAGACUUUGUGGAGCAGCUAGAAUUAUUGGCGUGGAUGUGAACCGAGACAAAUUUGAAAUUGGAAAAAAGUUUGGGCUCACUGACUUUGUUGACCCUGCGAAUUGUGAGAAUAAUUCUGUGAGCGAGGUGAUCAAGGAAAUGACUGGCGGGGGUGCAGACUAUUGCUUUGAAUGUGUUGGGCUGAUAUCACUGAUGCAAGAAGCUUACGCUUGCUGCCGAAAGGGUUGGGGAAAAACAGUUGUUUUAGGCAUGGACGGACCGGGCUCACAGGUGACUCUUCCCUCUCUUGAUAUCAUUUUUGGCAAAACCCUCACGGGAUCCUUAUUUGGAGGACUCAAACCUAAAUCUGAUAUCGCUGUCCUCAUCAAUCGAUAUAAGGACAAGAUUUCUUGCUUCUCACUCUUGCAAUCUUCCUACACACUCUCGGAAGAUCUUGCUGCUCAGCCUUUUGCUGAUUGUAAGGGAAUGGUUUUGGCGUCUGAGGGUAUGUCUGAAGGCCAGGAUGAAGAGGAAGAUGAUGCUGAAAGCCUCGAGAAUUCUAAAUUUAACAUCGGAUUAGUGAUUCACCAGACGGAACUCUUUCGAAUAGGGGCCUGGCCUGACGAGCUCACUCUAGGAAGAAAGAGUACCAAAAAAAAAUCUCAAGAGAUGCCACGGCUGCUCAGGGUUUGGAUUCAUGAUUUAGAAGAGGUAUUUGUAGAUCUGCAUCAAUUAGGGUUUGAUCUUCAUGAAUAUAAUAUGUUCCUCUAUGGUUUCCUUGUCACGAUCUACGGAGGGAAACUGAGAAGAUUCGUCCAUCACCAUUUUGAUCAGCAGCGUGGCUUCCUCAUCUCCCCUCCCCAAGAUAUUUCGGGAUCAAGUCGGACUCCAGCUAUUGGCUCGAAUUAUCUUUUGAGGUUUCAGUCAGUCUCAGUCUCAUUGUCAAGGCAGCUUUUGCACGUCCAUAUGGGAGCAUGCAUUUUUAGCGCUCGUCAACUUUGUCCAUAUCCUGCAAAGCUGUCAACAACAAGAAAUAGAAAAGUCAGGCAAAGUAUCAAGCAUGAGGAUUCUCGUAAGUUUGUCAAACUUUAUAUUCAUCAUUAUGUCCAUAAAGGUACUCAGACGAUGGAAGAGCAACAUUAUGUUCAUCAUUAG